Piliocolobus tephrosceles (Ugandan red Colobus) is the source of this 1948-nucleotide messenger RNA. RefSeq lists its product as uncharacterized. The coding region runs from base 996 to 1652 and encodes 218 amino acids. NCBI's taxonomy places the organism in Eukaryota, Metazoa, Chordata, Mammalia, Primates, Cercopithecidae. The record is from RefSeq and is a predicted model, not a curated record. The transcript has a single exon.
AAGCAGAAACUGAGUUCUCUUGGCCUGCCGCGAGGAGACCCGCGUCCUGCCCCCACCCCAGGUGGGUAUCUGGGAUCCCUACACGCCAGGAGUCAGGUCCCCAAGCCCAGCAGGAGUGAAAUCCCCAGGGCCUGUGAACGUGGCCCUCUCAACGCCACGGCCUGCCGGGCCUGCAUUCCCGCCGGCGCCCCCGCCCUACCGCUCCGCAGCAAACGGGGCUAUUUCCGGCUCCCCCAACAUGGUCUGGUUUUCCUGCCUGGGAGUGGCUGGAGGGGGAGCCGCCCCAGAGCUAGAGCCGCUCCCUGCCCUGCCCGGAGCCCCAAUGGCCCUGAGCGCCUUGUUACCUGAUCUUUUGUGUGAUGUAUGUGUCGCAAGGAAAUUUGCAGUGACUUUGGAGCCCAGACUGAGGAAGCGGAGGUGGCGAAAGGAGAGACAAUACGGGCCCGAAGUACAAUUAAGGGGCCAGAGCCGCUCGUCUCUCCCCCGCCCUCCUUGCCCGACUGCGAGCUGUCUGGCCUCAAACCUCAGGGCGACACGCGAACCUGGAGCCGGAAACUCAGCCCGUGGCAGAGGGAGUCAGAGGACUCUGCAUCCAGAAAACAGAAGCAAAGCGCCCUUCCAACUUGGGGGCGCCUUAACCAGCCCCGCUGAGUUGCAGAGAACCCAAUGAAUGAAAGUGCAAAUUCCGCCGUUUUUCCCGAUUUUUUUUCCAGCCUUGGGAAGGAGAGCUCAGGGUUUGGGGCGUCUCAGACAGAAAGGCAAACCGCAUCUCCUGAGGCAGACAGACCCACAACAUGAGUGUGAGCCUGAGAUCACAUACAGGUUCAACAUUUUCCGAGGCCUCUUUGCCAGGCCCGGCGGGCGCCGAUCUCCCUACCUUCUCUCCCUCCAGGGCCUCAGGCAGAGAGACCCAGAAGACUCGGUCCCUCUGGUUUGGUCCAAUCCCGCUUCAGAAGCGCCUUCGUUACCUGCUCCUCCGCUCCCCACGGCCAUAGAUGCAGGACAGCCGCCUCCCGCCUGGGGAGGGAAGCCCCGGCCACCACUGCCGCCGCCGCCCGCCCUCCUUCCCUCCCUCCCUCCUUCUCGCCCUCCCUCUCUCUCCCUCCCUCGCGCGCUGCCGCUCGCGGGGCCCUCCCGCGGGCAACCUGCUCUGGACCAAAUCCAGGUAUCUCCGAAAGAGAGAAAAAAGAAAGGACCUCUUACGUGGAAAAGAAAAGAAAGAAAGACCGUCCAUUGCAUUUAUUUUUCAUGUUGUGACCAUUGGUCGGCAUCAGUUCAGACGUCCCGGACUCGGCCCGGCAGCUGCAGAGGUGUGCAAGGCCUGCUGCCUCGCCCACGCUGACCACCGCGCCCGGUGCGCCGCGUGCUCCACACUUUGGGCCGCCGCCCCCACGGCAGCCCAAACACCCAGCGGACCUCAAGGUCCUUUCUACAGACUCAACAUCCGGUUGCCCGCCUCGCCGCCGGCCACAGCCCGGGAGCCCGCUCUGCUCUGUCUGCGGCCAAAGUCCAUACACAAUCCACCUUGUCGGUGCUCUCGCGCCCUGCCUAGACACCCCUCCUGGCCACGCAGCCGUCCGGGCCACACUCGGGCUGCGGCCCGGCCCAGGACUUCGAACCUCGCCCCCUGCGCGACCCACACAAAGCCCUGAGCCCUGGCGUUGCCACCCGCAGCCCCCAGUCCCCGCUGCCGCCGCCUUCUUCACCUGUUCUCGGGAAGGGCUGCAUCUCCGAGCCGAAGCCAGGCCGUGGGCCGGGGCGAGGUCCCAGAGAGGCCACAGCGGAUCUGUCAGGCUGAGCCGGAACCCCAGCAGCCGACGAGACAUCUCAGAGACCAAGGCUCGCCUUGGCGAGCUCUUGCCUUUUCCUCCUCUCGCAAGUCUCAAACACUCACACACUGAGAGUUCAGCUCUAUAAAUCCUGCUCCUCUUUCCCAUAUCAUAAUUAA